AUGGAUGAGCUUACGCAGCUAAAGAAGAAGCGUGGUAAUACUGUCAGACAGUAUAGCUGCGAGUUCCGAAUGCUGCUACGAAUGAUACCGUUUCUCGAGCACGGCGAGAAUGAAGCCGUCGCCGAAGCAGAUGCGGUACGGAUGUACCGGCAAGGGAUGCCGAUAGAUUGGCAGGUUGAAGUCAAUCGCAUCUCCCGCAUCUGGGACCUGGCGUCGAUUGAGACUCAGUUUGAGCUCAUUGAGAGAAACGAGCACGACGAAGCUAUCCUACGAAGCAACCGUCCUCGGCGUAGCGAGCCCAAACAACAACGCGACCACCAGCGCGGAAACACUGGACAACCACAGUGA
Messenger RNA from Phytophthora infestans T30-4, 348 nucleotides. RefSeq lists its product as uncharacterized. The coding region runs from base 1 to 348 and encodes 115 amino acids. The record is from RefSeq and is a predicted model, not a curated record. Lineage: Eukaryota; Oomycota; Peronosporomycetes; Peronosporales; Peronosporaceae. The transcript is spliced from 2 exons.